Molecule: messenger RNA, 1146 nt
Organism: Parnassius mnemosyne (clouded apollo)
Lineage: Eukaryota; Metazoa; Arthropoda; Insecta; Lepidoptera; Papilionidae
Source: the annotation of a GenBank genome assembly
AUGGCUGCGAUCGGAAUGUGUGAAACACCCGGGUGCAAAUCAAUUGCUCAGUUACAAUGUCCGACAUGUAUAAAACUUGGCAUACAGGGAUCGUUCUUUUGCAACCAGGACUGCUUUAAAAAGUCGUGGAAAUCUCACAAAAUCAUCCACUCAUUGGCGAAGGGUGAAAGCACAGAUGGAUCUAACGUGGAAUAUAAUCCGUGGCCUUCGUAUAAUUUUACGGGGAAGUUGAGACCUUAUCCGGCAGGACCAAAGCGGACAGUGCCUCCUCAUAUAGGUCGUCCGGAUUAUGCAGAUCAUCCCACAGGUUUUCCUGCUUCAGAAAACGCCGCUAAAGGCUCAGGACAGAUAAAAGUGUUGGACGAUGAGGAAAUCGAAGGAAUGCGAGUCGCUUGUCGCCUUGGUCGAGAAGUACUUGAUGAAGCCGCCAAAGUAUGUGAUGUAGGUGUCACAACCGAUGAAAUCGACAGAGUAGUGCACGAAGCGUGUAUUGAAAGGGAGUGCUACCCGAGUCCACUCAACUAUCACAAUUUUCCAAAUAGCUGCUGCACAUCGGUCAAUGAAGUUAUUUGCCAUGGGAUACCUGAUCUACGUCCUUUACAGGAUGGCGAUAUUUGUAAUGUAGACGUGACAGUCUACCAUCGAGGUUUUCACGGCGAUCUAAACGAGACAUUCUUUGUUGGUAACGUACCAGAGUCAAGUCGAAAACUUGUGCAAGUUACGUAUGAGUGCCUUCAGAAGGCUAUAGAGAUUGUGAAGCCCGGAGAGAAAUACAGGGAGAUUGGAAAUGUGAUUCAAAAGCAUGCACAAGCUAAUGGACUAAGUGUUGUCCGUUCGUACUGCGGCCAUGGGAUACAUAGGCUUUUCCAUACGGCACCAAAUGUACCGCAUUAUGCAAAGAACAAAGCAGUUGGUGUGAUGAAACCAGGACAUUGUUUCACCAUUGAGCCGAUGAUAAAUGAAGGUGGCUGGCGUGAUGAGCAAUGGCCGGACCAUUGGACUGCUGUCACUGCUGAUGGUUCACGGUCGGCACAGUUUGAACAAACGCUGCUAGUGACAGAGACAGGUUGCGACAUACUGACGAAGAGAGCGACAGGUCGACCGUGGUUUAUGGACCAGUUGGAGAAACUCAACGCCAACUCCUAG